CACUGAUACAUUGCACUGAUAGGCGGCAGGCUGGCACUGAGGCGGUGCACUGACUGGCACUGAUUGGCAUUGAUAGGUGGCACUGACUGGCACUGAUGUGUGACACUGAAAGGCAGCUCAGAUGGGCACUAUGUGGCAUUGAUGUGCACUGGUAGGCACUGAUAUGUGGCACUGAUGGGGACUGGCACGAGGCACUGAUGAGCACUGACAGCUGGCACUGCUCGGGCUACACUGAUCAUCAUGGCACACUGAUCAUCAGUGCCCUGAUGAUCUCUGAUCACAUGACCAAUCUGACAUCUUCGGCUCUUUCCGUGAUCGGUGAUCCGCUGUGUCCGAGGGACACAGCGCAU
Molecule: messenger RNA, 350 nt
Organism: Staurois parvus
Lineage: Eukaryota; Metazoa; Chordata; Amphibia; Anura; Ranidae
Source: the annotation of a GenBank genome assembly